Molecule: messenger RNA, 1908 nt
Organism: Procambarus clarkii (red swamp crayfish)
Lineage: Eukaryota; Metazoa; Arthropoda; Malacostraca; Decapoda; Cambaridae
Source: RefSeq, a predicted model, not a curated record
CGCCAGAGCACUGGUGUGUCAGUGAGGGAGCCACACACACAGUGCCUCUCUGCUCUCCUCUCCCGCAGCUUCUCUACUCUCAAGGAACUGCUCCGGGAAACCUCGCCAAAAGAUCAAAGUGACGUGUUUCAGCGCUGUGAAAAGUUGGUAGUCGCUGCUGGGGUUUUCUUGCGCGUGUAGCGAGGCUCCCAGAGCGGUUGUUGGUCCUACAUAAACAGUGGAAUAUUUGUUACUAGUGGGAUAGAGAUGCUCGAGGCUUGGCAAGAGUGAAGCUCCUCAUAGCACUGUUGAGGGUCAGGUAGUGAAGAGGACAGUGGAACGACCAGGUGUGGUGUCGAGUCGUACGGUAGCACACAGAGCAGGAACGACCAGGUGUGGUGUCGAGUCGUACGGUAGCACACAGAGCAGGAACGACCAGGUGUGGUGUUGAGUCGUACAGUCCAGCAAGGGAACCCGCACCUCGCACUCCGUCAUGACUCUGUUGUGGAGCUGGUUUCUGGUGGUGAUGGCGCUGGUGGUGCCCGCCCUCCCUCAGCUGGCUCUUCCACGUGAUGGCGGUGGCCACGGCGGCGGUGGUGGCCACGGUGAUGGUGGCCACGGAGGCGGUGGUGGCCACGGAGACGUUGGGUACGGAGGCGGUGGCCACGGCGACGGUGGUGGCCACGGAGACGGUGGAUACGGAGGCGGUGGUGGCCACGGAGGCGGUGGCUACAAGCCGUCUCCCUGCCACCCUCAGACCAUCACCAAAUACAACACCAUCUAUAAGGACAAGAAAGCAGAUGUGGUCAACAAUGUGGAAGUGAGGAACCCCAAGCCUCACGUGAAGAAGAUCGUGGAGACCCGCUACACCACCCUCAGGUACCCGGUGUUCAUCACCCAGGUGAUCAAACCGCUACUGACGCAGGUGGAGACGAAGGUGCGCCCCGUCUUCUUCACCAAGACCAUCAACCGCUACACCACCGUCAAGUUCACCGUGACGGGCAUCGGCCAAGUCACCAUCACCACCGUCAAGUUUGAGAAGGAGUACAUCACCCGCUGCAUGAAGAAAGGCUACGGACAUCGCGAUAAUGACGAAGGUCCUGAGGUUCGGGAGAGUGUUGAUCCGGACACCGUGUCAGUGUCCGCUUACACCACCCAGGAGCCUGCGCCGCCCCCUGGCAUACCCUGGGGAAGGCCGGUUGGGCCGCCCCUCCGCGGACCUUCCGGUUAUCCGACGGCGGGGAAUACUGAGCCGUCGGCGGCUAGACUGACGCAGGAAGCGCGACCACUUCUCAGUCCAAGCUUUUCCUCUCACGGCAAUGGCGGGUUUAGAUCCGUGAAACGACCGGCAAGGCCGUAUAUACCAGCCCCGCCGCGAAUUGCAGGGCCAUCCGGACCUUUUGGGAUGUUCGGUGCUCAGGUAGGCAAAGGUCUUGCUGGAUCUCAACGUGAUUUUCCUACGCAACCAAUUCGCCCUCACCCGGCUCUCUCCCGCCCCCCUGUUGCUGUCAUAGGGUGAGCGACACUCUUAGAGGAUACACUCAUGUAUUGCCUCUGUUCAUAGCCCAACUAGUCUCGUGGUUAAUGACUCGUUCUUAACCAGUCAACUUGUGACGUUCGUGUUGGUUCUGAUUAUCUCCCUCUCGCUAACAGUCAAUCGGUGUACGUUGAAAGCCUUCACUUAAGGCUCCCCAAGCCUAAUGAUCCUCACAAGACAAUAGGCUUGUGUGAUGUGGUCAUGCGAAUCCUGCGCGACGCCAACCUUCGCGGGCUUCAUCUACUGAGUUCCUGCUUCAGUAAUACGGGAAGCUGUUCACUUCUGUCGGUUCUACAGAGCGUGCUGGCGCGCUCCACUCUAUAACUGGCAGCCUCGCUAUGCGAUUCAUUUAUGAUCAUAUUUUGUUAUAUAUAAAAUAUUUUGGUAUAUAG